This is a messenger RNA of Vicia villosa (hairy vetch), 3713 nucleotides long. Its product is annotated as pentatricopeptide repeat-containing protein At2g26790, mitochondrial-like. The transcript is spliced from 2 exons. The record is from RefSeq and is a predicted model, not a curated record. NCBI's taxonomy places the organism in Eukaryota, Viridiplantae, Streptophyta, Magnoliopsida, Fabales, Fabaceae. The coding region runs from base 170 to 2485 and encodes 771 amino acids. Gene Ontology annotation, molecular function: protein binding.
UAUUUCCCAACAAUGACCAGAGAAUUUCAUACUAAACAAACCAUAUUUGAACAGAAAAUAACACUGACACACAAAAUCCCACCGCAUCCGCCGCCGUCACUCCGUCAUCCACCGCCGCCACUUCACCGGAGCACCAACGAACCACCCCCUCAUUCCUCACACCACUGGUAUGUUGCAUCGUUUUUUCAAUUUUCGUUUUCCUCUCUUCAAAAAACCAUUCUCCACAGCACUUUCACUCUGUUUCUCAGAUACCCAUUUCACAAAACCCUCAAAAAUCUCAUCUUUUCACCCCAACACCUCCCAAGUCCUCCAAAAAUUCCACCUUUAUCAAAACAACCCUUCUCUUGCUCUCUCUUACUUCACUCACCUCACCCAACAAGGUUUCUCUCACAACAUUCAAACCUAUGCUUCCUUCAUUAGAAUCCUAUGUUACUGGAAUUUGAAUAGAAAGUUGGAUUCUUUGUUCAUUGACAUCAUUGCCCAUUCCAAACAAGACCCAUCAUUUCAAAUUCAUGAAUUGUUUGAAUCACUCUUUCAUGAUGUUGAGGUUAAAAAUCAUUACUUGUUUAGAGCUUUUCAUGUGUUUGUGAAAGCUUGUGUUUCCCUUAACAUGUUUGAUGAAGCUAUUGAUUUCUUGUUUGAGUUUCAAGUUAAGAGGUUUAGGGUUCUUCCAAGUGUAUUUUGUUGUAACUUUCUUAUCAACCGUUUGGUUAUGUAUGGUGAAGUUUAUAUGGCUUUGGGGGUUUAUAAUGAGAUCAAGAGGCUUGGUGUUUGUCCUAACCAUCACACUUAUGCUAUUAUUAUUAAAGGGUUGUGUAAGAAAGGCGAUGAUUUGAUUCACGCGUCUCGUGUUUUUGAUGAGAUGGUGGAGGCCGGGGUGAGUCCGAAUUCGUAUUGUUACGCGGCUUUUAUUGAGGGGUUGUGUAAGAAUAAUAUGUCGGAUUUGGGGUAUGAGGUACUUCAAGAACGGAGAAAGAGUAAUGCGCCUAUUGAGGCUUACGCGUAUGCGGCAGUUAUUCGUGGGUUUUGUAAUGAAAUGAAGUUGGAUCAAGCCGAGAGUGUGUUUUUCGACAUGGAAUGGCAGGGGAUUGUUCCUGAUUUUCAUGUUUAUUCUUUGUUGAUCCGUGGAUAUUGUAAGAUCGGUGAUUUGUGUAAAGCUGAAGUUUUGUACGACGACAUGGUUUCGAAGGGUAUAAAGACAAAUUGUGUGAUUGCUAGUUGUAUUCUUCAUUGCAUGAGUGGGAUGGGAAUGGAUUCGAGAGUUGUAGAUAGGUUUAAAGAGUUAAAGAAUUCGGGCGUGUUUCUUGACGGGGUAGCAUACAAUAUCGUAUUUGAUUCUUUGUGUAAAUUGGGUAAGGUGGAUGAUGCGGUAGAUAUGCUGGAGGAGUUGAAAUCUAUGCGUAUCGAUUUAGAUAUCAAACACUACACGACUUUUAUUAACGGUUACUGUCUUCAAGGGAAACCCGAUGUAGCAUGUAGUAUUUUCAAAGAAAUGGAAGAAAAAGGAUUUAAACCCGAUGUUGUUGCGUAUAAUGUACUAGCCGCCGGUUUGUUUAGAAAUAAUCAUGCUUGUGAGGCGAUUGAGCUUUUGAAUUGUAUGAUUAAUCAAGGUGUGGAACCGAACGCUACUACACAUAAGAUUAUCAUCGAAGGUUUGUGUUCAGAAGGCAAGGUGGAAGAAGCCGAGGCAUAUUUUAACGUUCUGAAAGUUAAAAGUGUCGAAAUCUAUUCUGCCAUGGUUAAUGGCUAUUGUGAAGCCGGUCUUGUUGAAAAAUCAUGCGAGCUUUUCUGCGAGAUUUCAAACGAAGGAGAUAUUUCAGAAGAAACUCCCGGUUUUAAGAAACUUAGCAAAGUAAUGUAUUCUAAAGUAUUAGCUGCGUUGUGCCGGGAAGGGAAUUUAGAACAUGCUCGAUCGUUGUUUGAUUUUUUCCUCGAGAGAGGGUUUACACCCGAUGUUGUAACUUACACGAUUAUGAUAAAAAGUUAUUGUAGAUUGAAUUGCUUGCAAGAGGCUCAUGAUCUCUUCCGGGACAUGAAGAGCCGAGGGAUAAAACCGGAUGUAAUUACCUACACGGUUCUACUCGACGGGAGGUUCAAACAAGUGAAUUUAAAACAGCAUUUCUCGUCUCAACACAAAAAAGGAAGUGAUGCAACGUACGGUGUUUCGACUAUCUUGACAGACAUGGAGCAAAUGAAAAUAAGUCCAGAUGUUGUUAUUUACACUGUUUUGAUUGACGGAUACGUAAAAGUCGAUAACUUUCAAGAAGCGAUUAGAUUCUUUAAUGAAAUUAUUGAGCUGAGACUAGAACCGGAUAAUGUAACUUACACCGCUCUACUUUCUGGUUUGUUAAACCGCGGGCACACCGAGAAAGCUGUUAUAUUGUAUAACGAAAUGUCUUCCAAGGGAAUGAUACCGCCCUUGCCUAUCGUCUCGAAGUUAAAACGUCAAGUUAUAAAAGCUAGAAAGGUGCAAUUUCAAAAGUAGUUAGUCAGUUUUGACUGUUGGUGCUUGGAGUUAUACCAACAAGUUUGAAAUUCCAUCUGGUUGAUACCUAAAGACUUCAAAUCUACCAAUAGGCGGGGUCUAAAGGGCAUCGAUCUACAACAACGUGGCGAAUCAAAGUUCAAAUUUUGGGUGGGAGAGGUUUCCUCUAGUUCAACAGUGCCUUAAACAUAAUAUUCCGAUUUAUUGAAAUACGUUGAAAGCACCAUUCUUGACAAAGUGAAUGAGAAGUUUGUUUGUGCGUGGACUGAUAAGGUCCGACACCUUGGGAAUACAACCAUCAAUAGAGUUGAGUCGGCACAUGCUACUUUGAAAAAUUAGUUGUGUAAUAGCAAGGGUGAUUUUUGUCGAGGUUGGAACACCAGAAAUCUCAUGAUUUCGAACCAACAUAACGAGAUACAAACCACAUUCGGUCGGAGCAUUACGGUGUUGGAGCAUCGAGUUAAGGAUAACAUCCUUUAUAUGUUUAUGUGUUCGUGUCACUUUUAUUCUAACAUUCCCACUACUGCUACUGCCUUCUGUUGUGUUAAAAAAAAAACUAACAGGAAAAUUUUCGUAGAUGUAUCUACGGAAGGGUCUGAAAUUGAAAAUUAUGGGUGUUUACCGUAGAUGCAUCUAUGGAACGGAGAAAUCUAUGACCCUUCUGUGGAUAUAUCUAUGGAAUGGUCUGUGACAGAAAUUGUGUGGUCCAUAUUCACCAAAGGCUUCUAUAAAUUAAGGGUUUCUAGGGUUGCAUUACACACAAACACAAACCCUAAAUACAAACACAAACACAAAGAUGGCUCACAUAAGACCUUGUUCAUGGCAGCGAACAUCAUUCGAGCGUCCUGAUCCUGAACCGGUUUAUCGCAGAAGGGAUGGACAUGUUAUUUUCUCUUUCGUCAAACCCCUCAUGCCGGUUAAAUUUUGGAAAAUCAAUUCCUUCGACCAACUCAAGAGGACUUUGAUGUCUCUUUUAGAGGGGGAGUACAAACCCGACGAAGUCAUCAGAAGGAUCCAGAGGCUUAGAACAAGGACGUCGUCUGAGACCGGAGAAAAUGAACAUUGGUGGGAUGAAGUGGAAGGCGACGUUGAUUUCAUUCUAAUGAUGCAUAGAUUGGAUGACGUUGUUUUAACUAUUGUAAUUUCUUAGAUCUCUUAGUUUUCUUAAUUUUCUGUUGGAAAUUUCGAUGUAUCUUUUAAUAAAUGUUGAUUUUAAUCAAUGAAUGAA